Messenger RNA from Kogia breviceps (pygmy sperm whale), 2453 nucleotides. Lineage: Eukaryota; Metazoa; Chordata; Mammalia; Artiodactyla; Physeteridae. The record is from RefSeq and is a predicted model, not a curated record.
GCCGCCUGUGUCCAAAUGGGUAUGAUUUCCUUGGGCUGGAUUAUAGUGUCUGCAGGAACUGUCAUUAUGCCUGUGUGUGCGCCCUGUGGCCCCGUCUGUCUCUCUACUUCCAGAAUGAUCUUAGGCAAGUUCUGGGGCUCUGUGGCCUCAGUCUCCCCACCUUUACAUACGUCCCAUCUCUCCUGGAGCAGGUGUUCAAUGGGUCUUCAAGCGGCUCAGCGUGCAUGCGGGCAGCGUGGGCCUGGCCCCUCCGCGCCUCAGGAGGGCAACACAGUGCCUGGCGAGUGGCCGUGGCAGGCCAGUGUGAGGAGGCAGGGGGCCCACAUCUGCAGUGGGUCCCUGGUGGCUGACAGCUGGGUCCUCACUGCGGCCCACUGCUUCGAAAAGGUGGCAGUCAUGGAACUGCACUCCUGGUCAGUUGUCCUGGGUUCUCUGAAGCAUGAGGGGCUGAGCCCAGGGGCUGAGGAGGUGGGGGUGACGGCUCUGCAGCUGCCCAGGACCUACAAGCACUACAGGCAGGGCUCAGACCUGGCCCUGCUACGGCUCGCCCACCCCAUGGCCCACACACCCCUCUGCUUGCCUCAACCUGCUCAUCGCUUCCCCUUUGGCACCCACUGCUGGGCCGCUGGCUGGGAUCAGGACAAUGAUGUUCCCAGGGCCCUACGGAAUAUACGCCUGCGUCUGAUCAGCCGCCCCACGUGUAACUGUCUCUACAACCGCCUGCACCAGCGGCUGCUGGCCAGCCCAGCCCAGCCUGGGAUGCUGUGUGGAGGUCCCCAGCCUGGGGUGCAGGGGCCCUGUCAGGGAGAUUCCGGGGGCCCCGUGCUGUGCCGCGAACCUGAUGGACGCUGGGUUCAAGCUGGGAUCAUCAGUUUUGCAACAGACUGUGCCCAGGAAGAGACUCCUGUGCUGCUGACAGACAUGGCUGCUCACAGCUCCUGGCUCCAGGCUCAAGCUCAGGGGGCAGCCUUCCUAGCCCAGGACCCUGAGACCCCAGAGAUCAGUGAUGAGGACAGCUGUUCAGCCUGUGGAUCCUUGAGGAGAGAAGGCCCCCAGGCAGAAGCUUCCUCCCCAUGGCCCUGGGACGCCAGGCUGAAGCACCAAGGGAAGCUGGCCUGUGGCGGAGCGCUGGUGUCAGAGGAGGUGGUGCUGACUGCUGCCCACUGCUUCAUUGGGCGCCAGGCCCCAGAGGAAUGGACUGUAGGCCUGGGGGCCAGACCAGAGGAGUGGGGCCUGAAGGAAGUCAUCCUGCACGGGAUGUAUACCCACCCAGAGGGGGGCUAUGACGUGGCCCUCCUGCUGCUGGCCCAGCCUGUAACACUGGGCUCCAGCCUGCGGCCCCUCUGCCUGCCCUAUGCGGACCACCGCCUGCCUGAUGGGGAACACGCCUGGGUCCUGGGGCUGGCCCGCCAAGGAGCAGGCACCGGCUCCCCUCAGACAGUGCCUGUGACCCUCCUGGGGCCCAGGGCCUGCAGCCGCCUGCACGCAGCCCUCGGGAGCGACAGAGCCCCCAUCCUGCCACAGAUGGUGUGCGCCAGUGCUGUGGGCGAGCCGCCCGGCUGUGAGGGCCUGUCAGGGGCACCGCUGGUGCACGAAGUGAGGGGCACAUGGUUCCUGGCCGGGCUGCACAGCUUCAGAGAUGUCUGCGAAGGCGCGGCAAGGCCUGCCGUCUUUACAGCGCUCCCCACCUAUGAGAAGUGGAUCAGCAGUUUGCGAUGGCGGGUCUACUUCGCUGAGGAGCCAGGGCCUGAGGCCGAGCCUGAAAGCUGCCCAGCUAACGUGGCCCUGGGGCCUCAUGCCAACGAUGCCUCCGCAGACACCUUCUCUCUCGACCUGGGGCAGGGCAGGGCAGGGUCUGGCCUGACCCACCCCUAGCUGCCCUGGGUGGAGUGGAGCAGUGAACGGACCCAUCUGGAUUCAAAUUCUGGCUCUUGUCACUGUUUGACUGGGAGAGCACGCCUCUUAACCACUUCAGACCUCACUUUUCUCAUCUGUCAUGGGGGCUGAGGAGUGCCUCCUUCCUCUUCCUCUUCCUCUAAGGGAGGAAGGGAGGGAAGCUGUGAGGACGAGGCCAGCCCCAUCCUCCUUCCUCUCCCUGACAGGCCAGCCAGCCUGAUGUUGACAGGUGGCUCUGGGACGCUGCAGUCACAGUGAGGCAAUUCCCGCGUCACUGCCCCUGGCCCUCUGCCAUGCCCCCCGACCCCGUCCCCCACUGAGGCAGGCCCGACAGUGCAAUGGGCUCUGGGAAGGAGCCUGCCCCGACCGACAGCUGACCCCACUCCCCUCUGCAGGACAGGGAGACCUCCCCUGCGGAGGCCCCCUACACGUCGAGCUCCGCGGUCCCACGCAGGCGUCCCCAGCUUUCCCUAAUCGUCACCCCCUCAGAUACGACCACACCAACCAUGUACUUUGAAAAUUUCUUUUUUUGGGGGGAGCAAUUUUCCUGGUUUUUU